GAGGCCAGGGGUAACAAAGCCUCCGCACAUCAAAGCGCAGUGCAACAACGCCCUUGCAUUGAGUUCCUAUUGAACAUUCCUUAAAAGAAGACCACUUCAAGAAGGCAAGACAAAAACUGAUUGCAAUGUCUAAUCGUAGCACUAACUCGUCAGAGCUUGAUUUUAAGCCUUACUCUGUCGGCAUAGUCGACGUUGCGUUCGCAGUUCCGUUUGCCGUGAACAUGAUAUUCGGGGUAACUGGCAACGUACUAGUGGUUCUUGUGGUUCGCCGGAAUCGCGCCAUGCACACCGUAACGAACUUUCUCCUGGUUAACCUCGCGCUCGGAGAUAUGCUUGUUCUCAUUUGUAAUCCUCGAUGGCACAGUUUCGUUGUUACCCCGGUUCAUCCUCACGGGGCAUUGGGAAAUGCUCUUUGUGUGUUUUACACAGGGAACGCCAUUGUUACUAUUCCAUGCGCGGCGACCAUUUUCACUCUGGUAGUUUUAGCGGUUGAGAGAUACAACGCGCUUGUGAAUGCUUUGCGCCGUUGGAGGCUAACUCCCGAGACUUGCCCGUACGUAUUGAUAGCCAUUUGGGUCCUCGCCCUCGCCAUCAGUAUCCCAGACUUUUUGUACAACUACUUCAGCGAGAAGUACAACAAGUGCCUGUACCUACUGAGUCUAGAGCUUGCUACUGAACUGUCGUUUGAGAUUAUCGCAACCGUGACGACUGUAGGCUUUCUUCCUCUUACUAUUAUUUCAUUCUGCUAUUUUCACAUCCUCAAAGGCGUGUACGUAACGAAUACGAUUUUCUCUGAGCAAAGUGCUAUUGAUGAUAAUCUGGCAAAGAAAAAGCUCGCGAAGAUGUGUCUUUCUGUUACCGCAGUGUUUUUCCUUUGCUACAUCUCGUACGGGAUAUACUUUGUUUUUAUUGCUGCGUCAAGUCGAGAGGUGCUGAUAGCGAAUCAAUACAAGUUUGAAGUUAUUAAAAGGGCCCUUGAGUUUUGUUUUACGUUGUCCUCCAGUCUAAACCCGAUGAUCUACGCCUUUCAGAGCUCAAGCUAUCGUGAAGGGUUUCGGAAAGUCGUGAAGUGGAAAAGGGAAAUUGCCCCAUUAAACGUUAUAAGCCGCUUUCGAUCCUAAGAACCGCACUAACAGCAAAACAUCACAGAUGGCUACUGGUGAUCCAAACAGCUAGACAUUGCACAGCAGAACAUGGCAGAAGGCUACUAGCUAUCAAAACAACUAGACGCAGAACAUGGCAGAAGGCUACUAGCUAUUAAAACAACUAGACGCAGAACAUGGCAGAAGGGUACUAGCUAUCAAAGCAACUAGACGCAGA
Molecule: messenger RNA, 1320 nt
Organism: Nematostella vectensis (starlet sea anemone)
Lineage: Eukaryota; Metazoa; Cnidaria; Anthozoa; Actiniaria; Edwardsiidae
Product: type-1 angiotensin II receptor A
Exons: 1
Coding region: 126-1121 (331 amino acids)
Biological process (GO): G protein-coupled receptor signaling pathway
Cellular component (GO): membrane
Molecular function (GO): G protein-coupled receptor activity
Source: RefSeq, a predicted model, not a curated record